This is a messenger RNA of Orbicella faveolata, 3592 nucleotides long. RefSeq names its product adenosine receptor A1-like. The record is from RefSeq and is a predicted model, not a curated record. Lineage: Eukaryota; Metazoa; Cnidaria; Anthozoa; Scleractinia; Merulinidae. Gene Ontology annotation, biological process: G protein-coupled receptor signaling pathway. Gene Ontology annotation, molecular function: G protein-coupled receptor activity. Gene Ontology annotation, cellular component: membrane.
AGACUUACGGUCUCCGUCCCCGAUUAUGGCUCCUGGUCUAAUUUAAAGUUGAGCGGUCAAACUAAUUAUCAUCCUUUCUAUGUUGAAGCUAAGAUGAAAAUGGAGUUUAUGACCGUGUUUAAGGAGGCAGAAGAAUUGUGUGUCUCAGACGAAUAAAGCGUCCAGAUUAUGAGCUCGAGACUUAUAUCGCGUGAUAGUUGACGAGGGCGCAGCCCCAGUCCACAAUCACGCGAUAGAAAUCGAGAGCGAUUGACUUAAUUGCUUUAGUAUAAAUCCACUAAAUCUACGGUAAAUUCUUCAAAUCGUCUUCGCCGCCAUUUUGUUAACAACCGCGCAGUGUUUCCUGAUCAAUGAUUACCCAUCUACACCCCCACCCCUCAACCCCGCAAGUAAAUUUGUCACUUUUCCGCGAUUAAAAGAUAAACUUGCCAAACAGCGUAAAAGCAGUGCAGAAAAGUUGAAUUUAGCCAAAAGUACUCCACAUAACAAUUGCGUAAAUAGCAAUAUUUUGGCGAGAAAAUUGUGAAAGUGCUGAGUGUGAGAACUUACGGAAACUCAAUAUUUUGGCGCCAAAAACAGGUCUCUCGAGGUACCAGGGAAUCUUCAACGCGUACAGCUCCUUCCGUGGAGGUAUGGAGCUAACAGCACAAUACAGCUGAUUGAAGAAAUGUGUUCUUACUGAGGCCUAAAAGUGUACUCGACAAUGUCGAAAGGUAUCAUGGGUAAUUGUGGUUCACGGUUGCUUGAUUGAAGCUCAAGGUGUUUUAGCGUGAUGGAAGGAGACACCACAAACACGUGUACUCAUGCUUUGUCCCUCCUUCUUGAUGAUGUAACGCCAGUCUAUUAUUACCCAUAAUACCAAUCGGCACCGUCGCGGACGCUUUUCGCUUUUGAGAGACAAUCUUUCUCGAAACAGCUGUGUAUACAUCGUAAAGGCGUUCUGUAGCUUGUUUCAGUCAAUGUCAUCACACAUACAUGUAUUUAAGGUUGUGUUGUUCACUGGGACAAUUUCGGCUAUAGAUAAAGCCGGAAAAGUCCGGAAAUACAGUGAAAAAACUUCGUCUUGUGUUUAGCGAGGUAAAAGUGCAAGCUGUUUUCACAAGAGAAAAUAAGGGAAUACCUCGCCUUUAUAACCAGAAAUUGGCGCAAAGUUAUACUCCGUCCCGAGAUAGUAUAACUUGUCCUACUAAAUACCGCUGCCAAUCUUAUUGCUUGUAGUGUCAGGUAGCUGAGUGAGUGGAUUAUAUGUUGGGUUAAAAUUGAUAGUGAAAACAGAUGUCAGAUUUGACUAGUAAAACUCGGUCUGUAAUUACACAAACACCUAUAGGAAAAAUGUUCAGCUAGUAAAUCGCCAAGGUGAGAAUGCAACCUACGCGACUAGUGUUAAUGACAUAUCAGAUGUCCACUGGCGGGCUUCAGAAAGGUUUCAAAAAAGGCACCUGCUUAUCAAAAAUUAUGUUGAUAACUUAGAAAUUUUAAUAACUUGUUCAGUUAAAAAAAAAAAGGUUUAACUUUCACAUUGUAACUCAUCAUUUUACCCGAAUAUCGCCGAAAAACAGAAUCAGGAACAAGCUCGGAGCACGAAACCGUUCAGCCUUACGAAAAAUCAAAUGUGUGUGUGUUUUGUGGCACAACUAUGAAUGAAUCCACAUUUCACAAUGGGACUUCAAGCACCUCUUCGCUAUCAGAGCUCGAUAUUUACUCUCAGCUAAGCCCUAUAUUUUACCUUUGUUUCGUCGUUUUGGAUGCGUUACUCGCUUUUGUGAUCACUUCAGGAAAUUUUCUCCUGCUUGUUACAAUCUACCGCGAUCCUUUCCGAUGCCUGCGAACCCCAACAACCUUUCUCAUCGCUAAUCUCGGAGUGGCUGAUUUCCUUGUUGGAGCUUUCCUAGGAUUCGGUCGUACAGUGGAAAUGUAUUUCCUAUAUCUCGGUCAACAAGAACUGCCGUAUUUAAAUACUUUCCAAUAUCUCGUAGGCGGAUUGGCCUUGUUUGUAGCUGUUUGUUCCUUUAUGGCGAUGUCGUGGGACCGUUUCGUUGCAGUUACAGACCACUUAAACUACAAGAGCAGGGUAACAGUGAAAAAAGUGAAGUUCUGCAUUGUUGGAAUUUGGCUGAAUGCGUUGUUUUUGGCUGUGUUGCCCGCCGCUGGCGUGAGAAAGGUGAAUUUUCUCUUUGCCUAUUGUUACACGCAUUUUUUCCUUCCAGCAAUCGUUCUAACAGCUACGUACAUUGUGAUCUUCAGGACGUUGUCUAAAAAACUUCGAAACACAGCGCAGCAAGUUUCAUCGGGCAAAUCACCCAUUGACCCGCAGCGAAAUAUAUAUCACGAGAGAAGAUUGGUUCUAGCGAUUUUCCUUGUGUUAAUUGUUUUUUACACUUGUUUUACUCCAUAUUUCGUGAAAGUACAUCUGUGGUUUUUCUGUGAAGAGUGCGAAAAGAAUGCCUCAUUUUUAACAUAUCACUUCAUAUCAAAUGAUAUUUUGUCUCUUUCUUCGCUAUUAGACCCUGCUAUUUACGCUUGGCGACUCCAGCGCUUUCGUAAUACGUUUUUGAGAGUGCUGGGUUUAAGAAGAAACAUUGUAAUGGCACAUUCCGUAUUCCAAACAUGUUAAUAUUUACUUCCGUUUUCGUGAAUAAAAAAGCUGGCCAAAUAUAUGCUGUUCGCUGUUAUUUUAAGAAAAAUAAACUAGGCGUUUUUGUAUGUUUAAGGCAGAGACUUCAUAAACAAAUUUGCACAUUGGGUGUUUUUCAUCUCUGAAGAGGACGAGCACACUUUAUUUAGGUUUUGAAUAACAAGAUGGAAAGCGUAAUGCCCUGAUUUCCCAGCAGUUCAGACUCGAAUAUUAUUAUCUUUUACCCCUGUUCUGCGUUUGACAAGCCAUAUUUUCCUGCCGAUCGAUGCUUUGAUGUGAAAAAAUAAAUGGCUUCUUUGUAGCCGCUUCUAAUAAAUAAUAUGACAAAGAAUUAAUCAUGUUAAUAACUUAUGUUUUCAAUAGUUGGCACUUCUGAUCAAACUGGGUUUGCAUAAUUUAAAAGUUUCUCACUUCGCGAAAAGAAAUCUAUUCUUCAAUUACUCAGUGUUAAUUCGACGAAAUAUGAGAAACCUGACUCACUGAGCUCCAGAAAAAUGCAUUCCACUUACUGUCCCAAAUAAAGAAUAUCGAACAAGGUUUACUGGCUUUAAUUUAUAAUGUCGACUUCCCACACAACUCUAGUCAUAUAUUUCUUGGUAAAUUACCAAUUUCCCUUCAGUUAUCGGCAAAGUUGCCAUUUCUUUCCAAAUCUGACAUCAGCGAAAACGGUUUAAUAGACCUUGACAGGAUUCUGGCAGCCGUUUGACAGGUUCAGAAAAAUGAUGAAUUUGCAAUAUCAACAUUUUCCUGAACCGUCAUUUCCCAGCGAUUUAAAACACAUAAAUCUGAAGACAAAUUUGAACUUUUAGCUUUUCGCCGGCUACAUCUAUUUGCAUUGACGAAAUUGGUUCAUUGGAUAGUCUGCGUAACUUGUGAUGGGCUAGAGUGAUUACUUUGGUUUGGUUUUAUGACACUCACUUGAAAACCGCUCGAAAGUGAAAACGUUGGCUAAUGAAA